Messenger RNA from Rotaria sp. Silwood2, 1275 nucleotides. Lineage: Eukaryota; Metazoa; Rotifera; Eurotatoria; Philodinida; Philodinidae. The record is from the annotation of a GenBank genome assembly.
AUGAAGUGGACAGAACAUGUGGUUGGAUAUGUUUUUAUUGUUGUCAGUUUGUGUUCAUAUAAUUAUCAAGUAAAAGCACUUGAUAAUGGAUUACUUCGACAACCACCAAUGGGUUGGUUAACAUGGCAACGAUUUCGUUGUGUAACUGAUUGUCAAGAAGAUCCAGAUACAUGUAUUAGUGAAAAAUUAAUUCGAACACAAGCUCAAUUACUUGUACAAGGUGGAUAUUUAGCUGCUGGAUAUGAAUAUAUUAUAAUUGAUGAUUGUUGGUUAAGUAAUACUCGUGCACCUGAUGGUACAUUACAACCUGAUAGUAAACGUUUUCCAAGUGGAAUACGUGCAUUAGCUGAUUAUGUUCAUUCAUUAGGUUUAAAAUUUGGUAUUUAUGAAGAUUAUGGUACAGAAACAUGUGCUGGUUAUCCUGGUAUUUUAGGACAUUUAGACCAAGAUGCUAAAACAUUUGCUAAUUGGACAGUUGAUUAUUUAAAAUUAGAUGGUUGUAAUGCUGAUAUAAAAGAUUUUGAUACUGGUUAUCCAGAUAUGGGACGUGCAUUAAAUGCCACAGGUUUUCCAAUUGCAUAUUCAUGUUCAUGGCCAGCUUAUGAUGAAUUUUCACAAAUAAAACCAAAUUAUUCAGCUAUUGCACAAACAUGUAAUUUAUGGAGAAAUUGGGCUGAUAUUGAUGAUUCAUGGGAAAGUAUUUAUUCAAUAGUACAAUGGUUUGGUGAUAAUCAAGAUCGUUUAUCACCAUUUCAUGGUCCAGGACAUUGGAAUGAUCCAGAUAUGAUUGUUAUUGGAAAUUUUGGUUUAAGUCCAGGUCAAUCACGAGCACAAAUGGCACUUUGGUCAAUUAUGGCUGCACCACUUAUACUCUCUGUUGAUUUAAGAACAAUUAGUAGUUGGGCACGAGAUAUUAUUUUAAAUAAAAAUUUAAUUGCUAUUAAUCAAGAUCCACUUGGAGCUAUGGGAAGACGUAUUCUUAAGUUAGAUGAUCAUGUUGAAGUAUGGAGUAAACCAUUGAUAGAUGAUCGUGUUGCGUUUGUUGCACUCUAUCCUGAACCAUAUGGAACACCAAUUCAUUUAAGUGUUAAUCUUACAAAUCUUGGUUUAAUACGAUAUCAAGAUUAUAAUUUUUUUGAAUCAUUUUCUGGUGAUUUUCUUGGUAGAUAUCAUUAUACCGAUAAAUAUAGUUUUACAAUUAAUCCAUCGGGUGAUGUACAUGCAUUUUAUGUUGAAUCGGCUAUACCAAGAAAAAGAUUUCCUAAGAAUUUAUAA